Stegastes partitus (bicolor damselfish) is the source of this 924-nucleotide messenger RNA. Its product is annotated as olfactory receptor 11A1-like. NCBI's taxonomy places the organism in Eukaryota, Metazoa, Chordata, Actinopteri, Pomacentridae. The record is from RefSeq and is a predicted model, not a curated record. Gene Ontology annotation, molecular function: G protein-coupled receptor activity; olfactory receptor activity; odorant binding. Bases 1 to 924 code for a protein of 307 amino acids. Gene Ontology annotation, biological process: detection of chemical stimulus involved in sensory perception of smell; G protein-coupled receptor signaling pathway. The transcript has a single exon. Gene Ontology annotation, cellular component: membrane.
AUGAACGUCACACACGUUCCUUAUUUCACGCUGGCUGCCUACGGUGACAUCGGGCAGCUCAGAUACGUCUGUUUCGUCUUUGUUCUGUGUGUCUAUGUGUUCAUUGUGGGCGCCAACGUGUUCCUCAUCGUGGUGAUCUGUGUGAACAGGAGCCUCCAUGAGCCCAUGUACAUGUUCCUGUGCAGCCUGUUUGUCAAUGAGCUGUAUGGUAGUACAGGCUUGUUUCCACUGCUGCUGGUCCAGAUCCUCUCUGAUGUUCACUCUGUUCCUGCUUCUCUCUGCUUCCUGCAGAUCUUCUGUGUCUACAUGUAUGCAGGUGUGGAGUUUUUUAACCUGACGGUCAUGUCCUAUGACCGCUACGUGGCCAUCUGUCACCCUCUGCAGUACAGCACCCGGGUGACGCCUCAGAGAGCUGCUGCUCUCAUCGCCGUGUGCUGGUCGUCCAGCUGUCUCAUCAGUGUUAGUCUGAUUAGUCUGAGUGCUCCUCUGCCGCUCUGUGGGAACCUCAUUAACAAAGUGUACUGUGGCUACCACUCGGUGGUGAAGCUGUCCUGCUCCAACUCCUCCGUCAGCAACUUCCUCGGCAUCAUGAUCUCCUGUCUGUCGGUGUCGGUCACUCUGGCGCUGAUCCUCUUCAGCUACCUGAGGAUCCUGCAGGUGUGUCUGAGCGGCUGUAAGCAGAGCAGAGCCAAGGCGCUGAGCACCUGCACGCCUCACCUGGCCUCUCUCAUCAACUUCUCCUUCGGCUGUGUCUUUGAAGUGCUCCAGAGUCGGUUCAACAUGAGCAGAGCUCCCAGCGGGCUGCGGAUCUUCUUGUCGCUGUACUUCCUGAGCUGCCAGCCGCUCUUUAACCCGCUGCUGUACGGACUGAGGAUGUCCAGGAUACACCACAGCUGUAGGCGCCUGCUGGCUGGUCGCAAAUAA